This is a messenger RNA of Penicillium argentinense, 2520 nucleotides long. RefSeq lists its product as uncharacterized. The record is from RefSeq and is a predicted model, not a curated record. The transcript is spliced from 6 exons. Gene Ontology annotation, biological process: phosphatidic acid biosynthetic process; cell motility; intracellular signal transduction. Lineage: Eukaryota; Fungi; Ascomycota; Eurotiomycetes; Eurotiales; Aspergillaceae. The coding region runs from base 1 to 2520 and encodes 839 amino acids. Gene Ontology annotation, molecular function: D-type glycerophospholipase activity.
AUGCACAAAUUCAAGGAAAGGGUUGAGAAGCAAUUCGACCAGCUCGAAGAGAGCUUCAAAGACCACUCCCUACACGAUACCAAAGCCCAGGCCACGCACCUAAAGCACAAGGUCGGCAAGUUCUUCAACAUCGUCAACCCCAACCACCGUCACGAUGAAGAGCACGAGCGGGCCACCGACCGCAAGCGCUCCGAGAUCGCCGCCUCGCAUCGCUUCGGCUCCUUCGCCCCCAUCCACGACGGCAAUCGCCUGAAGUGGUACGUCGAUGCGCUCGACUACCUCUGGGCCGUCUCCGAGGCCCUCGAGAAGGCCACCGAGACCAUCUACAUCGCCGAUUGGUGGUUGUCUCCGGAAUUGUUCCUCCGCCGCCCGCCCGUCCAGCAUCGAGAAUGGCGCCUGGACCAGGUGCUGAAGCGUCGCGCCGAGGCCGGCGUCCAGAUCUACGUGAUCGUCUACAAGGAGGUCAACCAGGCCUUGACCUGCAACUCGGCUCAUACCAAGCAUGCCUUGCGCAAUCUCUGCCCCGAGGGUACUCCUGGUCAUGGCAACAUCCAUGUCCUGCGCCAUCCGGAUCACAAUGUCUUUGAGAAUGCCGCUGAUAUGACUCUCUACUGGGCCCACCACGAAAAAUUUAUCGUGAUUGACUACGCCGUUGCCUUCAUCGGCGGCAUCGACCUCUGCUUUGGCCGCUGGGACUCGAACCAGCACCCGCUGGCCGACGUGCACCCGGCCGGUCUGCGCGACGACAUCUUCCCCGGCCAGGACUUCAACAACAACCGCAUCAUGGACUUCCAGAGCGUACAGGACUGGCAGAGCAAUGAGCUGAGCAAGGCCGACUACGGUCGCAUGCCGUGGCACGAUGUGGCCAUGGGUCUAAUCGGUGACUGCGUCUACGACAUCGCCGAGCACUUUGUGUUGCGCUGGAACUUCAUCAAGCGCGACAAGUACAAGCGCAGUGAUGAUGUCGACUGGAUGCUGAUGGAAGGCCGCACCGGCGAGGAUGAGGAUAUCAUCGCGGUCCAGCGACCCAAGUACCCCUGCGGACAGUAUAUCCAGCAUCCCCUGAGUCCGUUGUCCAGUAAGCCGCGCGGCAACCAGGGUACCGUCCGCGCGCAGAUUGUGCGCAGCAGUGACGACUGGAGCAGCGGUAUUUUGAACGAACAUAGUAUCCAGAAUGCCUACUGCGAGAUCAUCCGCAAUGCCGAGCACUUUGUCUAUAUCGAGAACCAAUUCUUCAUCACGGCCACCGGCGACGAGCAGUACCCGAUCUACAACCAGAUCGGCCGGGCGAUUGUCGAUGCCUGCGUGCGCGCUGGCAAGGAAGGCCGCAAGUUCCGUGUGAUCAUCGUCAUCCCCGCUAUCCCCGGCUUUGCUGGAGAUUUGCGUGAUUCCGCAGCGACGGGCACGCGGGCCAUCAUGGACUAUCAGUACAAGUCGAUCUGUCGGGGCGAGAACUCGAUUAUGGGGCAGAUUAAGAAGGCGGGUGUUGACCCUACUCAACAAAUCUUCGUCUUUGCCUUGCGCGCCUAUGACCGCAUCAACAAGACGCCCGCUCUGAUCGAUCUCGAGAACAAGGCCGACGUGACCUACCAAGAUAUCCAGCGCGGUAUCGCCGAAUCGAUCAUGAGCGAGAGUGUGCAUCCGUCCGUCGGCAAGGACGGCGACAAGGGAGAGAAGAGCUACGACGACGACCCGCAGCAGAAGGAGGAAAAGGUGCGGAAACUCGAAAAAUUCGAGCAGCAGGUUGAAAAUGCCAAGGUGUUGGAUGGCGAUGCGAGCCGCGACUCGGUGGCCCACUGUACGAUGUUGAACGGGGGCAAGAUGUCCGAGGAGAAGUGGGAAGGCGAUCCCGAGGCAGAGAAGGACAAUAUCGUCCAGGAAGAGCUGUAUGUGCACGGCAAGGUGUGCAUCGUCGAUGAUCGGAUUGUCAUUUGCGGCAGUGCCAAUAUCAAUGAUCGAUCCCAACUCGGAUCCCACGACAGCGAAUUGGCGAUUGUGAUGGAGGACCAGGACUUCAUCGAGAGCCAGAUGGACGGCAGGCCGUAUAAGGCGGCGCGGCACGCCGCGACGCUGCGCCGGCAUCUGUGGCGCGAACACCUGGGCCUUCUGCCGGCGCAGGAUUAUGAUGCGAGCCAGCAUCCGAACGCGCGCAGCCCGGACGUCUGUCUGAAUCAGAGUGAGGACGGCCCCGAGGAUGCCUUCGUGACCGAUCCGCUCAGCGACACGGUCUGGAGCACCUGGACCGAGCAGGCUAGUGUCAACACCGAGACGUAUCGGAUGCUGUUCCGCGCCGACCCGGAUGACCAUAUCAAGACCUUUGAUGACUAUGACCAGUUCGUACCGCGUGGGGUUCGCCAGGGUCAUCUCUUUGACCCGUAUAUGCCGGCGGCGGAGGUGCGCCAGAAGCUGGAUCGGAUCAAGGGCCACUUGGUGUGGCUGCCGCUGGACUUUUUGUGUGAUGCGGAGAUGGCCGAGCCGGGGUUGGCUGUGAAUCAGAUUACGGAGAGCAUCUACACGUAG